Messenger RNA from Rhipicephalus microplus (southern cattle tick), 2124 nucleotides. RefSeq names its product ATP-dependent DNA helicase PIF1-like. The record is from RefSeq and is a predicted model, not a curated record. NCBI's taxonomy places the organism in Eukaryota, Metazoa, Arthropoda, Arachnida, Ixodida, Ixodidae.
AUGAGAGAGCAGGUCCUCCUCUACGUACCGUUCAGGAACGAGGCUGUCGACGUUCUCGAUCAUAAUAAAUACCUCGAGACGUUCGAGGCCAACAAGGACCUGAUUGCUACCAAACAUCGCCAAUACAACAUCGGCAAUGACGACGACAUCGUGGCUCAGUUGAUUGAAGAGCACAGGAUACAGCAGCAACGAGAAGAAGAUGCGGCCGCCGUUGACGCCGCGGUCGUUGCCGCCGUUCCCGCCGACGAAGACGCCGACCUCUUGCCCAACGAAGACCUGAUGCGUGCCGUCAAAGACACCAGUCCCUGUGCUGCCGUGCGCAAAAGGCAAGACGUCAUGGAUAGAGAGGAAUAUACCAGACUCAUGCGCAUGACGAAUGCGGAGCAGUACGAGUUGCUCCGAGAAAUCAUCCACAGGCAAACGACACUCGGAGCACUUCCGUUGCGCGUCUUCUUGACAGGACCUGCGGGAUGCGGUAAAACGUUUGUCCUAAAGCUCGUCAUGGACGUUUACAACCGCUAUAACGAUAAUGCAGGUCCAUACAAUGCAUUCGUCAUUUGCGCGAGCACGGGAAAGGCGGCCGUGGCUGUAGGCGGAACCACCGUGCACUCUGCCUUCAAGCUCACUCGCAACAAGAAGGACCUCGGAUUGGGCGACAGCGAACUGAAUACCUUUCGAGUUGCUUUCCGUUACGUCAAGUGCAUCAUCGUUGACGAGGUUAGCAUGUUGUCGUCUGAUAACCUCAAUACCAUCGAUUGUCGCCUCAAGCAAAUCACCCAAAAGCUAGACGAACCCUUCGGAGGCCUCGACGUCCUCAUGUGCGGUGAUUUGCGCCAGUUACCACCCGUCCGCGCAAACGAGGUGUACAAGAGGUGCAGAGAAGCGGGUGGGCUCUUCGGGGCCACAAUCAAAUGGCACUACCUCGAUUACUUUCCGCUCGUCCAAGUCGUCAGACAAUCCGAUGCCUCCUUCUCGGCUCUGCUCACAAAGAUCGGAGACGGAAGAGCACUUCAGGACGAUGAGGUCCGACUACUCGAGAGCUGCUUCGUCACCACAGAAGAAGUCUUGGUUCGUGCGUCCUCGGCGAUACGACUCUUCUACUCCAACGAAGAGGUCAACAAAUUCAAUACUUUCAUUGCACAGCGAGGAGGAGGAGAAGUCGUUUCACUGCAAGCCGAAGAUACCUACCUGGGGUGCGCCAACCAAGACGCUCUAAACAAGGCAAUCGCAAAAGUUGAGAAAAUGUCACACACCAAGUUUGCAAACCUCCCUCACGAAAUUCUCAUCGUCCUCGGCAAACCGUACAUGAUUACCACCAACAUUGACGUCAUAGACGGUCUCGUCAAUGGGGCCGUUGGCAUUCUCAAGGUGUGCGAGAGAGCGGUAAACGACGGCGACUUGCCGAAACGCCUCUGGUUACACUUUGACGACGCCACAACCACGGGUAAGCUUACUCGUCUUCGGUCCAAGCGAAUGGUGAACGAGGCCAAGCGGAGUGGUCACGUCAUCGACGCCUUCUGGGUCCCCAUCGAACCUCGUGUUACCACCCUAACCUUGGAUCGCAAGACUGGCGUUGCCUGCAAGAGAAGGCAGCUCCCCCUCGUUCAGGCCAGUGCCAUUACGGUCCACAAGUCCCAAAGGGGAACGUACUCGUCAAUUGUCUAUGAAUAUAAUAAAACGCACCCCCAGAAGUUGGUGUACGUCGCGCUCAGCCGCUGCGCCAACGUAAAUAACCUCUACCUCACCAAUGCAAAAGGAGACCAGCGGUUCUACCAUAAAGACAAGAACGAGGACACAGCGAUGCUGAACGAGUUUCAACGUCUAGGCCGACAUCGAUUACCGACCGUGACGCAGCAGUAUCAACGAUCUCUGCGAGAAGACGUUGACUCUUCCAACGAGUUUACCAUUGCCCUCCUCAACGUUCGCUCUCUCAAUGCCCACGCACUUGACAUAGAAAGGGACCCCAUACUGACCGCAGUCGACGUGCUGUGCUUUACCGAGACGUGGAACGUGACGAGAUUGUUCAUCAAAGGAUACGUUCCCGUCGUGUGUACGCUUUACCGAGACGUGGAACGUGACGAGAUUGUUCAUCAAAGGAUACGUUCCCGUCGUGUGUACCGAUGA